ACACUUUUUCAGUUACUACCAUUGGCUAUGUUUCAGAUGAUAUUAAUGUCACAAAUGAAGGAACAAGUAUGAAAUUUGUUACAAAUGACAUUUUUGGUAGAGAUAGAGAGAAAAAACUUUCAUAUUGCGGGUUAACUGGAUCUUAUUUUGAUGAUCAAGAAAUUCUGAAUGCUUCUGUAUUGGAAACAGAUGAAACUGAAGCAGAAAUCCAUACUAAAGAAACUCCUAAUUGGGAUAAAUGGAUAUGGCCUUCUGACAUUUCUGGAAAAGAAGUUCUCUAUAAAGCCAGUUCCGAAGCAGAGCAUUCACUAAUGCCAGAAAAAUUUAGUAUAAUAAGAUGCGGAGGAGGAAUUGUAUGCCCAAAAUGGAUUUUGGAAGAUGACUACAUAAUGAUACAAUCAAUUUGCACACCUUUUGUAUCACGUCUUGAUGAAGAAGCACAUAAUGAACUUGUAUUUCCCCCGAAUUCAGUAAUAUCAAGUGGAAAUGCUUCUGAAGCAAGUUAUGGUGGUUGGUUUUAUCAUCCACCCGACAUUAAUGUGGCUAUUAGAAGGCUUAGAAUCUCUGGGGAAGUAGCAUUGGAUUGUAUAGACUCGUGCAGAUCACGAUAUAAACAAUUGGAUAUUUCACAACUCUGUGAUGGGGUAUUUAAAGCUAGUAAUCUAAAACUUGCACAUUUAGAAAUGAGUGGCGGGCAUGGUUUGAUUGAUAAACCCCGUUCAACAUGGGAUCAUGUAAAAGGAUUCAUUGGUUAUUUGUAUAUGUUAGAUGAAUUAGCAUGUAAAUAUCCAAAUGCAAAUCUUGUUCUUUUCUGUUCGAUUAAA
Messenger RNA from Entrophospora candida, 824 nucleotides. The record is from the annotation of a GenBank genome assembly. Lineage: Eukaryota; Fungi; Glomeromycota; Glomeromycetes; Entrophosporales; Entrophosporaceae.